AUGUUAUACACGGAUUUUAGAAACAAGCAUCAACAUAAAUCAUCAUCAUCAUCAUCAUCAUCAUCAUCAUCAUCAUCAUCAUCAUCAUCAUCAUCAUCAUCAUCAUCAUCAUCAUCAUCAUCAUCAUCAUCAUCAUCAUCAUCAUCAUCAUCAUCAUCAUCAUCAUCAUCAUCAUCAUCAUCAUCAUCAUCAUCAUCAUCAUCAUCAUCAUCAUCAUCAUCAUCAUCAUCAUCAUCAUCAUCAUCAUCAUCAUCAUCAUCAUCAUCAUCAUCAUCAUCAUCAUCAUCAUCAUCAUCAUCAUCAUCAUCAUCAUCAUCAUCAUCAUCAUCAUCAUCAUCAUCAUCAUCAUCAUCAUCAUCAUCAUCAUCAUCAUCAUCAUCAUCAUCAUCAUCAUCAUCAUCAUCAUCAUCAUCAUCAUCAUCAUCAUCAUCAUCAUCAUCAUCAUCAUCAUCAUCAUCAUCAUCAUCAUCAUCAUCAUCAUCAUCAUCAUCAUCAUCAUCAUCAUCAUCAUCAUCAUCAUCAUCAUCAUCAUCAUCAUCAUCAUCAUCAUCAUCAUCAUCAUCAUCAUCAUCAUCAUCAUCAUCAUCAUCAUCAUCAUCAUCAUCAUCAUCAUCAUCAUCAUCAUCAUCAUCAUCAUCAUCAUCAUCAUCAUCAUCAUCAUCAUCAUCAUCAUCAUCAUCAUCAUCAUCAUCAUCAUCAUCAUCAUCAUCAUCAUCAUCAUCAUCAUCAUCAUCAUCAUCAUCAUCAUCAUCAUCAUCAUCAUCAUCAUCAUCAUCAUCAUCAUCAUCAUCAUCAUCAUCAUCAUCAUCAUCAUCAUCAUCAUCAUCAUCAUCAUCAUCAUCAUCAUCAUCAUCAUCAUCAUCAUCAUCAUCAUCAUCAUCAUCAUCAUCAUCAUCAUCAUCAUCAUCAUCAUCAUCAUCAUCAUCAUCAUCAUCAUCAUCAUCAUCAUCAUCAUCAUCAUCAUCAUCAUCAUCAUCAUCAUCAUCAUCAUCAUCAUCAUCAUCAUCAUCAUCAUCAUCAUCAUCAUCGUCAUCAUCAUCAUAA
Schistosoma intercalatum is the source of this 1044-nucleotide messenger RNA. Lineage: Eukaryota; Metazoa; Platyhelminthes; Trematoda; Strigeidida; Schistosomatidae. The record is from the annotation of a GenBank genome assembly.